AUGCAUAAACACUCUCCUUCACCUCUUCAGAAGCGGCUCUCCGUCUUGGUACAACCAUUUGACACUCCUUCUCCAAUUUCACCUCUCAUCGAAGAAUUGACCCCUUCGCCGCUACAACAUUCUCCAGAACCUCUUUCCCCUCAAGAUCCAAGGCAUGAACUGACGCCCCCACGAAUAAACAGUUCUCGGCGACAGUCUUUAUUCCACAGCGAACCCAGACGCCAACGGCCCAAGUCCUAUGGUGGUGCACUCACGGUAGAAGCCCUCGAACUUGUCUUGGACUUUGAGUCGCGAAUUGCUGAGAUGGAAGCGCGUCACGCCCAAGUAUGUUCAGAGCUGGAAGAAGCUCGCGAUGCCCUCAACAACGAGCGGGCAGUCAGACGAUCCAGUCAUCGCUUUUCGACAUUGUCUCAUGCCCGUUUCUCUUCAACAUCAUCCUCUCCUUCCGAGGGACAAGGGGAGGCUGUGAAUGACGUUGAAUACGAACGACAGCUUCGCACGGAACUUCAGAGCACGCUAAAAAAGAUACGUGCACAGAAUGAAACUCUGUCUCGCUCGCUACAUGAGCAAGAAGACACGUGUUCGUCUUUAACGGCCUCACUUGAAGAGGAGCGUGGAGGACGCAAGGCUGCAGAGGAAGAGGUCCUCCGAUUAUCUUCGCUCAACCUGACUUUGUUCGAACACAACAAACUUCUCGCUGGGCGUGAUGCUGCUCUACAACAAGACUUAUCAGAGCUGAUGACCAAGGCCCAGGCCGAAGAGUAUAUGCGGACUGCGUUGGAAGUUGAACUGGCCCGUCGCACUGCUGUCUCUCCGCUUGUUGAAGAAACGGCGCAAGACGAACUAUUCCUAGCUCGGGAGGAGCUUCAAAUCACAACAGAGCAACUUUCGAUUGUUCAAGAAGAGUGCACUACGCUGCGGCAGAGGGUCGCUUUACUGCAAGAACAACUGGUCAUGUGCGUUGACUCGUCCUCACAAGCGCUAGAAUUCGAGCGGGAACUACGCUCAGACAUGGAGGAGCGGUCCCGUCUACUAUCGGAUGAGAAUACAUCACUGAAAACCCGGCUGGACUCCCUCGAAGAGGCAUUUCCCGAUGGACAUGCCCCAGACGCCUGGAUCAAGCGCUCACCGCCUAAACGGCGUCCUGUCUCUCUGCGGCUCGACAAGAAAAUCAUUUCGCCGCUGAAGCUCGACACCACCGACCGCAUCGUUGAGCGCUAUCGCCAUGUCGCUACUUCCAAGAGGGUCCGUGAACACCGAAAGAGACGCCUGACUGUGGCAAAAGUGACUAAGCGUCCCGUGGUUGCAACGACGGCGCUCAGUAUGACACCGGCGCAGAGUACCUUUGUCGUCUCGAGCUUCCCGAUCAGAAUAGUUCCACCCCGAUCACCCACAACUCCGGAGUCUAUCUGCUCAACUAAAGUCGCAUCUCCUGCUCCUUCGCAACGGACAGCGGCAUCCAAGCGUAAGCCUCCCAUGUCCGCGAUCGUUGCGGCUACUCUUUCCAAAAAGAGACCAGAGUGGUCUCUGUUCAAGGCCGAUUCGAGCAUAUUUGUUGAUGUAAAAAGCGAUAUGGACGAGCCAUUGACGCCCAUAAUCCACCAUCCGUCUCCAGUGAAACCCAGGAGGGACCUCCGUGCAUUUCUACUUCGAAGAACAGCAUCCAUCUUUGGAGAUGUUGAUGAGGUAAGUAGCAGAUUGGGAGAUGAUAACCUUGUAUAG
Mycena indigotica is the source of this 1722-nucleotide messenger RNA. RefSeq lists its product as uncharacterized. The record is from RefSeq and is a predicted model, not a curated record. The transcript has 5 exons. NCBI's taxonomy places the organism in Eukaryota, Fungi, Basidiomycota, Agaricomycetes, Agaricales, Mycenaceae. Bases 1 to 1722 code for a protein of 573 amino acids.